CGGCUCAGAAGGCGACGUCGAGGCCUUAUCAUCCCGCCUGUCACAUCUCCAAGCGACCCCCAGUUUUGCGCAGGUUAGAGUGGAUCUGCACCGGGGUGCGCACGCACGGCAUCGCACGGAUCAGAUUUGGGCACAUCCAAAGGGACAAUAACUGUGACGGACCAAUCGAAGCGCAACGCGCCAAAAGAGUCUUGACGAGAAUUCAGGACUGAUGAGCAGGUCCACCCACUGACCUGAGCAACUGUGCCACGGCUCCAUACAGCACAACCUCGUUUUCGGUCCGCCGGAUUCACAAGUUGGACGAAAAAAAAAAAUCUGGAACCUUGCAAGAUUAAUGUUGUUUGCAUCUGGGCGUGUGAGACUACGCCACCACGGUCUUGUUCGCAGACUCCCCGAAGGCUGGCCGUUUCUCAAUUUUGGCUCGACACGCCAUCUGUGACACCGAGACACCUAUGCUGUUUUCAUCUCGAUCAUGGGCAGAAAGUUAGGAGCAACCAUGGGUUCGCGUCAUGCGGCCUGGUCGUGCAGGGGGGCCAGUCUCCAUCAAUGACACGAUUUAAGUCGAUUUGUGUGCUUCUGCACCAACCCACAGCCGUGAUGUUCGUUGUGGUUGCAGCCCUGCUGGCUUCUCCGCUGCAAACUCUAACCAGGAGCUUUGCUGUUGCGAGAUGAGUUUUCUGCCUAUCAACUGCUCGCCAGAAUUUGUUGCUGGAAAUGCAGUUGGCACAACCCUCGACCCCGCUAUCCAACAGAUUCUUUCCUUGGACAUUUCCGAUUGCCGUGCGGAGUCCUCCGGCCCCCUGUGGAUUCUGGUCAAAUUGAGGGCAUUGACUUGUCACUCGUCUCUCCCAGUUAGGAGCAGAGCAAAGAAGCCCCGGAAGUUGAUGUCUUCUACACUUGUGAGCCAUGCGGCAAAUCUAAAUGCAGGACCUGUUUCAUUUGGAACAUGGAAAUGAUGACGUUGGUCGAGCGGUGGAACCGAGGCGUGAUCACGGAGGAUUUGGCCGGUGGGAAAACUCGAAGCAGGGGGGUGUCCAAGUGUGUCAAGUGUCAAGCAUCAAACACCAAUGCACCAACUCGUAUCUCUGCAGUGGCGAUAGCAAGCAUGACUGCCCGGACAGUGCGAACACACCGCAGCACGAGGGCAAGCGCAACAAGGGCAAGGUCUGGUUAAGUCAGCCUGGACAUCCAUCCCACAGCCUGCCUGCAUACGGUGGGCCUACUACUAAUAGCACCAGCUUGGUCGCUCCAACACGCGCCAGUUUGGAGAGUGUCCUCGUUCCCAAUAAAGGAGCGGGAGGGUUGUUCUGGCCCCUCCGGAGGCAAGGUCGUGCACAUCUCAGCCUAACUAGUUCCUGUCCGUUCGUCGAUCACAUCCCACCAGGCAUCGACCAUUGCUCCAGCCGAAUUGACCAUGGGACAAGUCUGAUCAACCGAAACUACCAGAACUGGGAAGGUGUGAUGGGCUGACGCACCGCCUCUUGACAGGCUGGAUCAUCCAUCACGUUGGCGUGUUCCUGUACUCCGUACAGGGGGGCAUUCCAACCCGUCCAAAAAGUUCCUGCAGCGAAGACAAAAGAUCCCAGCCUUUCCAGCUUUCUUACUUCACCCCUGCGGCGAUCGGGUCAAGGACUUCGUAUCUGCAACGACAGAAAGUCUACCUCUCUAACUUCAGCAGUGAGGCAUAUGACACCGGCAAAUUUAUGUGCUCAACUUCGAAAACAGAACGAUUUGGCAUUGAUGUUCCGAUCGAUUUUCCGUGUUGAGAGUGCCCAGGAACUCAAUCGCCCUGUUCCAUUGCGCACAUUUUCACGUUCCGAAGCCACUCAAGGCAAAGAUUGACCAGUGAUUGUAUCAUACCGGUUUACUGGAGCAUUGCAGACUCCCACGGUGCGGGUUGAACCAAUACAGCCAAGCACAUGGCUCGCAUAGACCAUCUUGAACAGUCUUACUGUCGCCAGCCCACCUGCCGAAGGUGUCGGAGGACCAUGGAGGGUGCGCUGGGCAAGUCUUGUUUUGUCGGUGGGCUAUCCUGUGCUGCAACUGGUUGACUCUUUCGGAAACGCUGCUGUCCUUGCAUCUCGAUGCAAGCAUUUCCCCGAACCCAAUUGCUACCUUGCUUUUGCGGAAAUAUCCCAACCAGCCUCCGGAACGAGUCUUUUGACCAGAUGCAUUUUGUUUUCUGCCUCCUUGUUCUUUUCUUCGGCUCACUACCCGGGCUCUUGACCCGACUUGCAGUCCAUGACCGGCUCAGUCACUCAGUCAGGCAGUCUCUCCACCGAGACCAUUUGUGACCUGGUUUGUUUGCCACCACAAACUAACUUCCCCUUGCAGUCCAAUGUCAAGCAUGUGGCAAGACAAACAUUCAAAAGGGGUUAUUGGCGAUGUCUGGGCUACCUCGGGCAAAGCUUCUUGUAUUUUGUCUCGUCGCUGUCCUUGUUUAGCGAUCCCUUCCUCCGUACCUACACUCAACUUUCCCGCGUCGACCUGGGUAUACCGUCUGACGCGAUUCAUUUUUGGCCAUCAUCAUGACCAUCAUCCCCUGACUAUUUCAUGACUCAGCCCAACACCAUGUUUAGCAGCCUGGGAUCCUGGCCUGGCAGCAUCUUGCAGCGUAACCUCGUCUCCUUGACGUCAAAAAUAACCGACAGAAGAAACAAUCUAGGACUCGCCGAACCAGUCCGUCACUGGUGAUUCAUCAAUACCACAACAACUUGGAUUGACCGGCUCUUGGGAAGUAGCCUCCUGGGCCGUGCAUUGCUCAGGCCGUGUCCCCGCUGUCCUUGUUGGUCGAUACAUCUAGAACAUUAUUACCCCGCUCGCAAACAGGUAUCACAUGCCAGCAGAAAAGCUGAUCUAGAAAGCAGCCCGUACUUGGCACCUAUGGCCUCUAUGUACCAGCCUAGACCCCGGCAACAAAUGCUGGUGAGGCUAGUAGGCUAUCAGGGCCCAGGCCGUAAGAAGUAACUCGCAGCCUGAUGUUGACCACCACGCGCCCACCCUACCCAAAAACAUAUCCCCAACCCUUCGAUAUCCCUUCAGAAACCAGGAGUGGGAAAAAAGGACAACCCAAAAGAAAAGAGAAUGUCAAUCAAGCUAAAAAAAACAAUCAACAGCCAGGAUUCCCACCUGGUCACCCACGGUAGUACUAACUGGCCGGCAUAUGGCUUAAGUAUGGCUGAGCGAACGGGAAGCCCUGCUUUCCAUAUCCUAUGGUCGAUUGCGGGAGAGAAUGUUGCACAUGAGUAUAUAUGUUAUGCCAUUGCAUCUAAGGGUUUCCGAUUCCAUAAAUUGUGCAAUGGUAAUUAAAUCCGUGACCAAGG
Molecule: messenger RNA, 3323 nt
Organism: Cladophialophora immunda
Lineage: Eukaryota; Fungi; Ascomycota; Eurotiomycetes; Chaetothyriales; Herpotrichiellaceae
Exons: 1
Coding region: 922-1470 (182 amino acids)
Source: RefSeq, a predicted model, not a curated record